Messenger RNA from Monomorium pharaonis (pharaoh ant), 1185 nucleotides. RefSeq names its product zinc finger protein 814-like. The record is from RefSeq and is a predicted model, not a curated record. Bases 1 to 1185 code for a protein of 394 amino acids. Gene Ontology annotation, cellular component: nucleus. The transcript is spliced from 6 exons. Lineage: Eukaryota; Metazoa; Arthropoda; Insecta; Hymenoptera; Formicidae.
AUGCGAGAACACAAAUUACUCUGCACUAAUCAGCACAAACGUGGUCGUCUUGCAGCGUCGUCGCUUGACAGUAAUCACAUUAGCGGAUAUCGUUGCUGUUUCUGCAAUAGUCCAUACCCGACAACAGCUCACCUGAAAAGUCAUUUGACCAGAGGUUGCUUCAUGGAUCCGUCCUUCUCGAUUGAGAAGCGGCGCAACAUCAACAGAAUGGAGUCCAGGAAUUAUGUGUGUCCAAAGUGUUCGCAGGGUUACAAGAAUAAGCGUACGUUGGACACGCAUUUGCGUAUCGCGUGCGGCCGCGAGCCGAAGUUCCAGUGUCCGUACUGCGACCUGAAGAAUGAUAUAUUAAUAAUAGACGAAGAUGGUAAGUGGCAUUAUUUCGAGACAUUGCACCAAAAGGAAUCAAAAGAAAAAGACAACUGGGAAGACAAUGAUGAGAAUUUACAAAUUGAUAAGAGUAACAAGACGACUAACGAGGGAAAAGAUCUCAAGCUAUAUUGUGGUCACGAAUUUAGUUAUCGAGCUAGUUAUAACAGGCAUAAGAAGAAGAAACAUUGCUUUGCUGCUAAACAAUUCCGCACGUCCGUCGUCCGAACGUAUACCUGCGAAUACUGCAGCAAGGGCUUCACCCUUAAGCGCUUUCUUUACGCCCAUCUGAAGAAGAGCUGCUAUUGGAACCCGAGUUCCGAAUGCUACCACGCGCAGAAGUUGAAACCCUUCUCGUGCUCCGGAUGUGGUGCCUCGUAUUCGAAGCAGAGUUCUCUCAAGUGGCACGUGCGUCACGAUUGCGGUAGAACUUUAAAAUGCGACGAUUGCGGCAAGACUUUUUUACAAUCGAACAAAUUGGAGCUAGGCACGAAUAAUUCGACGCGCGGCGAAGGCACCAAGCGAAAGUAUAGUUGCAAGUACUGCGGCAAGGGCUUUACGCAGUCCGGCCAUUUGAGGAGCCAUCAGAAGAGCUCGUGCUACUGGAACCCCAGGUCCACCUGCCAUCAAUCGCAGAAGAUCAGGCCGUUCUCCUGCACGCAGUGCGGCGCCUGUUACUCCAAGCAGUCGCACCUCAUCUUUCACGUUCGGCACGAGUGCGGCCGCACGCAAAAGUGCAACAUCUGCGGCAAAACGUUUCUACACAGCAGCAGCCUACGAAGGCACCGUCAGAGAGCGUGCAAUUUUCAGCUUUGCUAA